Molecule: messenger RNA, 2632 nt
Organism: Drosophila sechellia
Lineage: Eukaryota; Metazoa; Arthropoda; Insecta; Diptera; Drosophilidae
Product: ribonuclease Y-like
Exons: 5
Coding region: 400-2577 (725 amino acids)
Source: RefSeq, a predicted model, not a curated record
GUAGUGCAAGGCAAAACGGUGGCAAUCCUGCAACUAAAACAACCCUAGACAUAUAUCGACAACUAUUAGCAAUCGAAAAACAACGAGGCUGGAAUAACGUUUUGGAAAUUAUAACAGGGCAGCCUUUUUAGAGAAACACACACUUUAAGGAGACGCAUAAGAGCUCUCAAAUUGUCGCCGGUGGAAGCUAACAUUGAACUCCACCAGUCCGGUCAAACUUACACUCUGUUUCAACAAGGUCUACAUUCUAGGAUAGCGAGAAGAUCCGGGCAGUACCGUAAGGAGACCGAGGCAGACUGAAGCACGUAGUGCGGAUUGCAGAGAGGUAGAAGUCGUAACGGUGCUGGGAGAAGACAGAGACACCGGAGCAGACGCCAAGGGAAUUACGGGGAAGCCCAAAUGGAGGGUCGAAAACCGUGGCGGAAGGUGGCAGAAGCUUUGAGCACAGACGAUCAGAAGCAACAUGAAGAAGAACCGCCGAAAAUGGCCGGCCUAGGUCAGGGUCCGGAAGAGCCAGCCCUCCAAGGAGCAAGUGCGGUGGGGAGUGGCGCCCGAAUCAUGCCACAAACGAUGGAACUGCCCGACCUAGGUCAGGGUCCGGAAGAGCGAGCCCUCCAAGAAGCAAGGGUGAUCGGGCGAGACGCACGAAUCAUGCCACAGGCGAUGGUACUGUCCGCCCUAGGUCAGAGUCCGGAAGAGCAAGCCCGCCAAGAAGCAAGGGUGAUCGGGCGAGACGCACGAAUCAUGCCACAUACGAUGGAACUGGCCGCCCUAGGUCAGGGUCCGGAAGAGCGAGCCCUCCAAGAAGCAAGGGUGAUCGGGCGUGUCGCCCGAAUCAUGCCACAGGCGAUGGUACUGUCCGCCCUAGGUCAGAGUCCGGAAGAGCAAGCCCGCCAAGAAGCAAGGGUGAUCGGGCGAGACGCACGAAUCAUGCCACAUACGAUGGAACUGGCCGCCCUAGGUCAGGGUCCGGAAGAGCGAGCCCUCCAAGAAGCAAGGGUGAUCGGGCGAGACGCACGAAUCAUGCCACAGGCGAUGGUACUGUCCGCCCUAGGUCAGAGUCCGGAAGAGCAAGCCCGCCAAGAAGCAAGGGUGAUCGGGCGAGACGCACGAAUCAUGCCACAUACGAUGGAACUGGCCGCCCUAGGUCAGGGUCCGGAAGAGCGAGCCCUCCAAGAAGCAAGGGUGAUCGGGCGUGUCGCCCGAAUCAUGCCACAGGCGAUGGUACUGUCCGCCCUAGGUCAGAGUCCGGAAGAGCAAGCCCGCCAAGAAGCAAGGGUGAUCGGGCGAGACGCACGAAUCAUGCCACAUACGAUGGAACUGGCCGCCCUAGGUCAGGGUCCGGAAGAGCGAGCCCUCCAAGAAGCAAGGGUGAUCGGGCGAGACGCACGAAUCAUGCCACAGGCGAUGGUACUGUCCGCCCUAGGUCAGAGUCCGGAAGAGCAAGCCCGCCAAGAAGCAAGGGUGAUCGGGCGAGACGCACGAAUCAUGCCACAUACGAUGGAACUGGCCGCCCUAGGUCAGGGUCCGGAAGAGCGAGCCCUCCAAGAAGCAAGGGUGAUCGGGCGUGUCGCCCGAAUCAUGCCACAGGCGAUGGUACUGUCCGCCCUAGGUCAGAGUCCGGAAGAGCAAGCCCGCCAAGAAGCAAGGGUGAUCGGGCGAGACGCACGAAUCAUGCCACAUACGAUGGAACUGGCCGCCCUAGGUCAGGGUCCGGAAGAGCGAGCCCUCCAAGAAGCAAGGGUGAUCGGGCGAGACGCACGAAUCAUGCCACAGGCGAUGGUACUGUCCGCCCUAGGUCAGAGUCCGGAAGAGCAAGCCCGCCAAGAAGCAAGGGUGAUCGGGCGAGACGCACGAAUCAUGCCACAUACGAUGGAACUGGCCGCCCUAGGUCAGGGUCCGGAAGAGCGAGCCCUCCAAGAAGCAAGGGUGAUCGGGCGUGUCGCCCGAAUCAUGCCACAGGCGAUGGUACUGUCCGCCCUAGGUCAGAGUCCGGAAGAGCAAGCCCGCCAAGAAGCAAGGGUGAUCGGGCGAGACGCACGAAUCAUGCCACAUACGAUGGAACUGGCCGCCCUAGGUCAGGGUCCGGAAGAGCGAGCCCUCCAAGAAGCAAGGGUGAUCGGGCGUGUCGCCCGAAUCAUGCCACAGGCGAUGGUACUGUCCGCCCUAGGUCAGAGUCCGGAAGAGCAAGCCCGCCAAGAAGCAAGGGUGAUCGGGCGAGACGCACGAAUCAUGCCACAUACGAUGGAACUGGCCGCCCUAGGUCAGGGUCCGGAAGAGCGAGCCCUCCAAGAAGCAAGGGUGAUCGGGCGUGUCGCCCGAAUCAUGCCACAGGCGAUGGUACUGUCCGCCCUAGGUCAGAGUCCGGAAGAGCAAGCCCGCCAAGAAGCAAGGGUGAUCGGGCGAGACGCACGAAUCAUGCCACAUACGAUGGAACUGGCCGCCCUAGGUCAGGGUCCGGAGGAGCAGGGCCAGGGACCUGACUGCAGACCGGAUCUUACCGGGGACCGCCCCAGUCUUCAAGGAGGCGGAACUAAGCCCCAAAGUGAGGGGGGAGACGUCGGGCGUCAAGGCUGACCGCCUGGAAGCAAUAAAGCCCCGCAGCCCAACCGCUUGGCAGCAUGGAGAGAGU